Messenger RNA from Dothidotthia symphoricarpi CBS 119687, 1548 nucleotides. RefSeq names its product glutamate 5-kinase. The transcript is spliced from 2 exons. Lineage: Eukaryota; Fungi; Ascomycota; Dothideomycetes; Pleosporales; Dothidotthiaceae. The record is from RefSeq and is a predicted model, not a curated record. The coding region runs from base 1 to 1548 and encodes 515 amino acids. Gene Ontology annotation, cellular component: cytosol; cytoplasm. Gene Ontology annotation, molecular function: glutamate 5-kinase activity; ATP binding; RNA binding.
AUGGCGGUUCACAUGCGCAAACUGCCCGGCCAGCUCACCGUCGUCAUCAAACUCGGCACCUCCUCCAUCGUCGACGAGAAGACGCACCAGCCGCUCCUCUCCAUCCUCUCCCUGAUCGUCGAGACAGCAUGCUCCCUACAUGCCGCCGGCCACCGCGUCGUCAUCGUAUCCUCAGGCGCCAUCGGUGUUGGCCUCCGACGUAUGAACCUCCCACGUCGCCCAAAGCAUCUCCCCAAAGUGCAGGCCCUCGCAGCUAUCGGCCAGUGCCGCCUCAUCAGUCUGUGGGACCAGUUAUUCGGCAAUCUGGAACAGCCCAUUGCGCAAAUACUGCUGACGCGGAACGACAUUGCGGACCGAACACAGUAUCAGAAUGCGCAGAACACCUUCAUCGAGCUGCUGAGCAUGGGCGUCAUCCCGAUUGUGAAUGAGAAUGACACGCUCGCCGUCACCGAGAUCAAGUUCGGCGACAACGACACGCUGAGUGCCAUUACCGCCGGCAUGGUGCAGGCCGACUAUCUGUUCCUGAUGACCGACGUCGACUGCCUGUACGACAAGAACCCGCGCACAAACCCCGACGCAAAAGCCAUCGAAGUCGUCGAGGACAUCGCCGACCUAGCCGUCGACGUCAGCUCAGCAGGCAGCGCCCUAGGGACAGGCGGCAUGAGCACGAAAAUCGUCGCCGCCCGCCUAGCCACAAGCGCAGGCGUAACAACCGUCAUAACCAAGAGCAGCAAGCCCGGCAACAUCAGCGCCAUCAUCCGCCACGCCGAGCAGCAGCGCAAAGCCGCAGGCAUGUCGAGCCGCAACUCCGUCACAAACUUCCUAACCGACGACGGCGUGCCCGUCGCGCAAACCGCUGCCCUCAACCUACACGACCUCUCCACCUCAACAUCCUCCCUACGCGAUGAAACCCUCGUUGACCCCGAACCAGUGCCCCUCCACACCCGCUUCCUCCCCAUCUCCCACCCCAUCCGCGACCGCUACUUCUGGAUCCUGCACGGCCUCGCGCCCCACGGCACGCUGUACAUCGACCACGGGGCGUGGGCCGCGCUGAACGACAAAGCGGGGCUUUUGCCAGUCGGCAUCGUAGACGUAGACGGCCACUUCGCCCAGCAGGAAGCAGUCCGCAUCUUCGUCGUCAAACGCUUGCCGUCACACAACGCACAUCCAGCCACCCCCUCAACCCCAACAUCAACAUCGACAUCCACAACGACUACAACACCCCUAGCACCAAUCCCCAUCCGCCACCCCCUCGUCCACUCCAUCUCCCACUCUACCCCAUCCUCAAACACACACACCCCCGCAGCCCCUCCACAAUACGAACUCCACAACCCCGCGCCCUUCGAAAUAGGCCGCGCGGUGGUAAACUACUCCGCCGCGGAGAUUCGUCGCAUUAAGGGUUUGCAUAGUACGCAGAUCCAUGAGGCGUUGGGGUAUGCGGAUAGUGAGUAUAUUGCGUUGCGGGAGAAUGUGGCGUUUUUUGGCGUCGAGAGGAGUAGGCCCGGGACGCCGAGACUGGGUGGUGCGGGGGGAGGGGUGGAUGUUUGA